AUGGACGGCUCUCGGGGAGCCACGGGCGCCGUGGACGUGGGGGUGUCGCACCUCAAUAUGAACAUCAACGUGAUCGGAGGCGGUCACGGCCUGGGCAGCGGCCUGAGCGCUGGCGACAAGAGCGCCGCGGGCGACUCGACGGUUUCUUCCUCUCCACCGGUGGCUGCCGCGGCGUUCGGCAGCAGCACGGCCAUGGCGACAUCGUCCUCCAAUGGCGGCCUUCCCAGCGGCCGCUCGCGAUCCCCCGGCUUCGACGUCGACAAGCCUACUACCUCCUCUUCUCCCCCCGGAGAAACCGCUGCUAGCAGCGCUGCAGCAGCAGCGUUUCUCGCUGGCGCAACCGUCGUGACGGGCAGCGCUCCGGGGGCGGAAGGUGCCAGGGGUGGAGGAGGGGGGUGGCUAGGUGCCGGCGAUGGCUUUGCUGGUAGUGCGGCGGCGGGGGCAGACAGCGGCGGCAGCAGCAGCAACAACGUGGACCAUGCGUUCGCGGGUGCCAUGUUGCAGAGGUCGACGUCCGCUCCUCCUGUGUCCGACCACAGCUGA
Ectocarpus siliculosus is the source of this 543-nucleotide messenger RNA. NCBI's taxonomy places the organism in Eukaryota, Phaeophyceae, Ectocarpales, Ectocarpaceae. The record is from the annotation of a GenBank genome assembly.